This is a messenger RNA of Misgurnus anguillicaudatus (oriental weatherfish), 5286 nucleotides long. It is a transcript of the gene fbrs, whose product is annotated as fibrosin. The record is from RefSeq and is a predicted model, not a curated record. Lineage: Eukaryota; Metazoa; Chordata; Actinopteri; Cypriniformes; Cobitidae.
UGCCUGUAGUGAAUCAACAGAGGAAGAAAACCGGACAGAAGCACACAAUGCAGUUUGAGUGCUACGGGUAAUCCACCCAGGCUUCAUGUAUGUCAAGAAAAAUUGAUGUACCCUAUUUUGACGAUCGGAACGAAAAGUAAGCUUUCAUAGUUUAAUUUCCAAGUUACGCUUGAGUGAAAGCCAUCUUGUGCUGCGGAGCCCGGCGAAAUCUCAAUCUUCAACGGACUGAGUGGCUCACACAGCGGGCCGCGGAAGGAGGUGCUCGGCCUGCGCUGACGGAGCUGCGCUCAACAUCCCUGACGGUGCAACUCCAGCCCGAGGCGUCGAGGCCCGUUUUAUAUUAUUAUCGUUUUAAAUGGAGGCUCGGACGAAAGCAGAAGCCAAAGGAAAAUGGCCUUAUUUAGAGCUCGAGUGAUGACUGUGACAAUGUCUUGACAGAAAGACAGUUCCUGGAAAAUCGAGAAGCAUUUAUAAUCUGUGUGUUUUUGGAUUAAACGGGCCUAGUAAUGCCCAAACAUGACUUUAAUCGGACUGCAGUGUGCUCCCACCUUAAUGCCUCCACUGGGCUCUAUUAAAUUAUAAGGCAGGAACGAUAAAUCGUAUCUUCAUCUGAGACCUUAACGUGGUUUUAUAUCUCGUAAUAGUUUGUAAACUGUCCCAAGCCGGAUCAGGGUUUACUUUCUAAGUGCCUUUGUACGGACAUUGUGGUGCUUUGACAUGGACGGUCCCAGUCGAAGCGGUGGGUUCAGGCAGAGCCGUCGCUCCCGCUCCCAGCGUGACAGAGAGCGGCGGCGGAGGAGAGCGGAUCUCGCUGAGCACAGGGCCUCAUCGCCAUCCUCGGCCUCGGACCAGGAACUCUGCAGAGGAGACUCGUUGCUCGGUGCAGGCAGGGGAGAAUGCAGACCCGUCUUCCCCGGGGCCAGACACCGGCCUCCGCGUCGGAGAAAGAGAGAAUCCGUGUCGUGCGAGGAGGAUAUCAUCGAUGGAUUCGCCAUAGCCAGCUUUAUAAGCCUGGAGGCGUUGGAGAUGGACUGUUCUCUGAAGCCACCAGAACGAUCUGGCUUGUUAAUGGUUAGAGGAAUCAAAAGAAAGAGAGGCCUUGACGAAAAUGGAGGCCCUCUGUCGGAGCCGGAGGAAGGACCUCCUGCAACGUUUACCAACAGCUGGGAACAGCGCAGGAAAAUCAAAUCCAAACUCAAGAGAAAAGGAGAGGCUAAGGUAUCUGGGAAUCACAUGGAGACAGGAUACAUUUGUGAUACAGAAAGUGAAUCCGGGGAUAAGGCUUCGGACAAUAUGGAGCCAGCAUUCGUUGUUCGCACAAGAGAAGCUAACUCCAACUUGGUAGCAUCUGCCGCAGCAAACGGUUGCCCUCUGUUGCCCUCGAAUAGCUCGCUACCCCUUCUCUCAGUCACACCCCGGAUCUCUGGUCUGGAGAGGAGUCAGGAGAGGAGUAUGGAGCAGCCUUACCCUGAGCCCAUCUCUACCUCAUCCUCCCUUUCCAGCCUGACAUCCCAUUCCACCGCCUCGGUCUCCGUCUCACUUCCUGAGCAGCGUAAUAGAAAUGGUGGUCCUCAUCAACGGCACAAUCCCAGUCCAGCACAGCACAAACACAAGCCUUUCCUCCCUUUCCUUGAGAAGUCACCAUCAAUCUUCACUAUAGGAAGCAACAGCAGGUCAGUGAGGAGCAGUACCUCAGGCAAGCUUCCAUCCUCAUCGGCCUCUUCAUCAUCGCUCAGACCACCUACUCCUGCUACAAGUGUGUCCCUAGGUCGAGGGCCAGGGGGAGUGGGAACAGUGCGACCUUCUUCUCGUCCAGGUACUGUCUUCACCCCGUCCCCCAACCUCCCCCCACCUCCUCCUCUCCUGCAGGUGUCACCGCACCGUUCGACAGGUAAAGAUCCAGAUCUGAUCUGCCAUGACCUGACAGAAUCUGGUGGUGCACCCGUGGGGACGUCUGUGUCCAGCUCAAGCUCCGGGACCUCCGGCAGAUCUUCACAAGCCCAGACAGCCAUCCCCACAAUGGCCUACCAGUUCCAUCAGCACAACCACCAGCACCAGCACACUCAUACUCACCAACACUUUUUACAUCCCACAGCAGCUGCACCUCCACUGUUUGAGAAGUAUCCAGGCAAGAUGGACAGUCUCUUUCGACAUCCGUUUUUUCCUCAGUAUCCACCACCUGUGCCUGGAAUACAGCCGGUUCUUCCACCAACAGGACCUUUCAGUUCAGUGGGGGGAGCAUUUCAGCCUAAGCUUGUUGUCCUUCAGGGAGCUGCUCCAGAGAUGACUUCUGGUUUGGGUGUACCUCCCCAUCUGCAACCUAAAGCUACAAGGCAGCUAACAGACCCAUUUGCACCACCUCCAAAAGUCAGUAAUAAACCUGGAAAAUGGUGUGCUAUGCAUGUUCGUGUGGCCUGGAUGAUUCUAAGACAUCAAGAGAAAGUCAAGCUUAUGCAUGCUGAUCCACAAAAACUUGACUUCCGUAAUGACCUGUUACCUCGACUACCUGGCCCUGGUAUUGGAGGACUAGGAGGUCUAGGAUCACUCGGUGGCCCCCUUCCUCCAACUCAUGAUCUUACAAGACCAGGCCUGUUUGCAGCUGCUGGUGGAGUCAAUCCGUCCUCCACACCAUUCAUGCCUCCAACAACGCCCCACUCUUUCCUCACCCCAGCAUCACAUCUGGACCCAUAUGUACGUUCGCCUCCCUUUCCCACUUUGGGAGCCCUGGGUUCUGGUGCCUUUGGGGGCUUAGGUAGCCCAACAAUAGCUGCCAGUGUGUUUAAGACUGAGUCUUCUGCAAGUGCAGUUGGAGGAUUAGGCAACCCCCAUGAUCCAUGGAGUCGUCUGCAUGUUCCCCCUCCAACCUUCUCUUCUGGUUCCUCGUGGGUUAAAGGCCCAGAAAAAAGAGAUGAUAGAAUGAAAGAAAUGGAGAGAAGAGAACUGACUCAUAUAAAAGAUGAAAAAGACAGAGACAGUAUGUUGUAUGGACGCCAGCCAGUGCGAAUGUCGCCUGGUAUCCCAUCCAUCAAGCAUCGCAGCAGCACCCCCAGUUCACAAAUGAAUGGCCUGGGUCCACUGAGCGGAGGCGGGGUUCAGCCUGACAGCCGAGAGCGUGAACGAGACCGAGAAAGAGAGUUGGACAAGAGACAACAUUCUGCAUCUCGGGCACCAGUGUCUGCUUCUGCCGCAGCACCUGAACGACCUCGGUCUUCAACAUCAUCUUUACUUACAGCCUCUCCUACCAGUGCCCCCUUAGCCCCUUCUCCUCUGGAUCUGUUUCACCGACAGCCACCGCACACUCUCAACACCGAAUCCAGUCACUCUUUACAAAAAGAGAACAAUGGUCCAACCUCUUCUUCUUCCUCUGCUAGUUCACUUCCAGUCAAGAAACCUGAUCGGACCACGACUCCAGUAACUAAACCCGGUCCAAACCAUGGGUUGCUUCCUUCCCAAGUCAAGGUUAAAGAAGAGCGUAAAGAGGAGCCUGAGCCAGUGCCCAUCUCCUCACAUCCUGCUGUACCCCCACACAGCUAUGAACGACCUAGUAGUCGACACCACCACCAUCCAUCCACUCCUUCCUCAACCCUCUCAUUGACUCCUACGCCUGGCAUGCCCCUUCCUCCUCCUACUCCACACACUCCUCAUCAUCCUCUUUCUCUCCUAGAUCGUACAAGGGCUAUGGAUGCUUAUCUAGGUGGUGCUGGAGGCCCAGCUGGACUGGUAAUAGGUGGUGCAGGUGAUCGGUUCCAUCCACAUCCACAUGGUCCACCACAAGGUCAUUCCCAAGCCACUCAUAGCUUUCCCUGGGACCCUUGGAGGGAUCUGGCUGCCCAACAGCAGCAGCAGCAGCAGCGCAGGGAUCUUUUGAAUCUGAGAUCAGAUCCCCACCUUGCACUUCGCACUGAUCCACACUUGUCUCGUUUUCUCCAGCAUCAACAUAACGUACAGCGCUAUUUCGAGGCAGAGAGAGCUGCUGCUGUAGCAGCAGCAGUGGCAAACAGCCCACACCAUCCACCAGUACCUACCUCUUCAUCUGCUUCUUCCUCGGCAAACAGACCAGAGUUUGCGAUGAUGUCGCAUGCGUUUGACGAGGAACAACGUGCUCAGAUACUGCGUGAAGACUUUGAGAGAGCACGGUACUUUGGGAUGCAUCCACACCUGUCCUCACCUCACCUUCCUGGCCCAUCUCAGGCUGCCCACCUAGAACAGCUUCAUGCCGGGCUACUAUCUCACGCUCAUCUUCAUCCGGCUGGAGCAUCCGGACCUUCACAUCACCCCGGCCUUUACGCUAGACUCGGUCCUCUGCAUUCACACUCUCAUGUACCUAAUGGCAUUCUAACCAAGGCCCCAGGUCUGGUUGGGGCAUUGUCAGUUGGGGCUCCACCACCUCUUAUUUCAUCUGUGAACAGAUCUUCUACUCCACCCCGUGGCUCCAGACUUGGUGGUGCAGGAGACUUGGUCCUUUUUACCACACAUAAAGAUGGGGAGUCCAGAUAGUAAUGGGUAAAGCGUAGAGAUGUGCUGAAGAAACCAGUCCUCAUAUGGAAAGGUUCUGCCGGACACUCAAAUAAAGAGCUAAGCUUUGAUGACCAUACACAAGUGUUUUGAAACAACCUAAAGGGGAAACAGAGACUUCCUAUGGCUGUUUGAUAUAUUUAUCUAUCCACUGUGGUUCUGUUGGUGCAAUUAAGGUAUUAUCUUGCCAUGCCCUGGUUUUAAGAAGGGUUGUCUUUUCAAAGAGGCCUGUCGAUAUUCAGACUAUUCAUUAUUGCUAAAAAGGUGAAAACGGGCUGUCUUGAAGAGUGAUGGAUCCAGAAUUGUGUUCAAAGAUACAGUUAUAAUUUUUACAAAUCAAAGGAGGUCUGUUUCUCUAGGUGAACUCGAAGAAAACCAUACUGUAAAGAGAAAUUUCAUCAUCUGGUUGAAAAAGUCAAGUACUUUGUUUUUUUUUUGUCAAUAUGAACUGUCUGGAAAUGUGAUAUGUGCAACCAUGGAAUGAUGAAUUUAAAGACACGUGGUCAUCAUGGUUUUAAAUAUUCAAGUCAACCAUCAGGCAACUUCCAUGAACAGCAGAAUGAACUUAAGAUUUAUUUUAUUCUUUAAAAAAAAUUAUGAACUGUACAUCUUGUCGGAUAAUAUUUUAAAAUCUAACGGGAAAGAACUGUCUCCCAUUCAUUAGUCUGAUUCAGAAAAAGAAGGGGUCAGAAUAUAGUAGAAUAGUGAUAUUGCUUUUGUAAUAAUUAUUGCUAACAUUAAUUACCUUCCAUAAUAAAUAUAUUCACUGUU